UAGUCUCAGUCGUAGGAGUCAUCGGUGUUGUGGGAGUUGAAGGUGUUGUCGAAGUUGUCUCAGUCGUAGGAGUCGUCGAUGUUGUGGGAGUUAUGUCGUCAGAGUUGUUGUUGUCUCAGUUGUAGGUGUUAUCGGCGUUGCUGGCGUUGUACUUUCAUUUGUCGUAACAUUGCCAUCGCAUUUGAUAGGAGAACAUUUAUUUCCUGCAUCUUUACAGCUUAUACUCUUUGCCUGUUCGAUUAUAUUUGUGAAUAUUAUUUAAAAAAUUUAAAUUUACUUUGA
Meloidogyne enterolobii is the source of this 282-nucleotide messenger RNA. Lineage: Eukaryota; Metazoa; Nematoda; Chromadorea; Rhabditida; Meloidogynidae. The record is from the annotation of a GenBank genome assembly.